CAAGAAGGCGGCUGGGCGGACGGUGGCCCCAGAAGAGUGCCAGCGCUUGGCCUGCGGGACCGCACCGCCACCGCCCGAGCUGGCCCCGAGGAACGCCCGCGCCGCCGCCGCGCGGACCGAGGUUAUGAACGUGAUUUUUUAUGAAACUGGAUUGGAAACAUUUUCAUGAUCUUUGUAUACUUAUAUAUAUGUAUUUUAAAAUUUUGCAUUUGACUUAAAGUGCCAUGAGAAAAUUUGCAUAUUGCAAGGUGGUCCUAGCCACCUCCUUGAUUUGGGUACUCUUGGAUAUGUUCCUGCUGCUUUACUUCAGUGAAUGCAACGAAUGUGAUGAAAAAAAGGAGAGAGGACUUGCUGCGGGCGGCGGCCUUUCAGCUGCUGGGGAUGUUUUAGAGCCAGUACAAAGGCCUCAUGAAGGUCCUGGAGAAAUGGGGAAACCAGUCGUCAUUCCUAAAGAGGAUCAAGAACAGAUGAAAGAGAUGUUUAAAAUCAAUCAGUUCAACUUAAUGGCAAGCGAGAUGAUUGCACUCAACAGAUCUUUACCUGAUGUUAGGCUAGAAGGGUGUAAAACAAAGGUAUAUCCAGAUAAUCUUCCUACAAGUGUGGUUAUUGUUUUCCACAAUGAGGCCUGGAGCACACUUCUGCGAACUGUCCAUACUGUCAUAAAUCGCUCCCCAAGACACAUGCUAGUAGAAAUUGUUCUAGUAGAUGAUGCCAGUGAAAGAGACUUUUUGAAAAGACCGCUGGAGAGUUAUGUGAAAAAAUUCAAAAUACCAGUUCAUGUAAUUCGAAUGGAACAACGUUCUGGAUUGAUCAGAGCCAGGUUAAAAGGAGCCGCAGUGUCCAAAGGCCAAGUGAUCACAUUCUUAGACGCUCACUGUGAGUGCACAGUGGGGUGGCUGGAGCCUCUCUUAGCCAGGAUCAAACAGGAGGACAGGAAAACAGUGGUGUGUCCCAUCAUCGAUGUGAUCAGUGAUGAUACUUUUGAGUACAUGGCGGGUUCUGAUAUGACCUAUGGGGGAUUCAAUUGGAAGCUCAAUUUUCGCUGGUACCCUGUUCCCCAAAGAGAAAUGGACAGAAGGAAAGGUGACCGGACUCUUCCUGUCAGAACGCCUACCAUGGCCGGAGGCCUGUUUUCAAUAGACAGAGAUUACUUUCAGGAGAUUGGAACAUACGAUGCUGGAAUGGAUAUCUGGGGAGGAGAAAACCUAGAAAUUUCCUUUAGGAUUUGGCAAUGUGGAGGCACCCUGGAGAUCAUUACUUGCUCACAUGUUGGACACGUGUUUCGGAAAGCUAUACCUUACACGUUUCUGGGAGGCACAGGACAGAUUAUCAACAAAAAUAACAGACGCCCCCCAGAAGUGUGGAUGGAUGAAUUCAAGAAUUUCUUUUAUAUAAUUUCUCCAGGUGUUACAAAGGUAAAUUAUGGAGAUAUAGCAUCAAGACUUGGUCUAAGACACAAACUCCAAUGCAAACCUUUCUCUUGGUACCUAGAGAAUAUUUAUCCUGAUUUGCAGAUUCCACGUCACUAUUUCUCUUUGGGAGAGAUACGCAAUGUAGAAACAAAUCAGUGUCUCGAUAACAUGACUAGAAAAGAGAAUGAAAAAGUUGGAAUCUUUAACUGUCACGGUAUGGGAGGUAAUCAGGUUUUCUCUUACACUGCCAACAAAGAAAUUAGGAUGGAUGACCUUUGCUUGGAUGUCUCCAAACUCAACGGCCCAGUCACAAUGCUCAAAUGCCACCACCUAAAAGGCAACCAACUUUGGGAGUAUGAUCCCGUGAAAUUGAUCCUGCAGCAUGUGAACAGUAACCAGUGCCUGGAUAAAGCCACGGAGGAGGACAGCCAGGUGCCCUGCAUCAGAGACUGCAGCAGAGGCCGGUCCCAGCAGUGGCUUCUCCGCAACGUCACUCUUCCAGAAAUAUUCUGAGACCAAAUUUACACAAGAAAAAAAUAAGGGUUGACUGGGCUACCUCAGCAUACAUUUCUGCCACAUUCUUACAUAGCAAAAAAGGGACAGUGCUCCCUCCUGCGGGAAGUGAGGGUUCUCAGCCAGUAAGACUAGACUCGCUCCUCACGCGCCGUGAACCAGCCUCCUGCCACGUAGCGGGACUGUACACACUGAUGUUUACAAGGUCGAAGAGACUUUCGUCAAGAGUCAUUGUAAAGACUAUUCAGACAGUGAAACAAUCAGCAACAUGUGCUUCCGGAAAGCUGCGCCUCGGAGGGUCUGCUUGCACAGCAGUGGUUUCCGCUGGACAUGCUGUCACAGUGAAGAAUUUCCAAGAUAGAACUGGUAGCCAGUAUAUUAAUAUUGAUACAAAAAUACAUGAAAAGAACUGGAACCAGGUUCAAAAUCAUGAAAAUAACAUUUUUUACAAAAAAACCCCACUAUAUUAAACAGGGUUUAAAGGAAAUUAAAA
Molecule: messenger RNA, 2418 nt
Organism: Myotis daubentonii (Daubenton's bat)
Lineage: Eukaryota; Metazoa; Chordata; Mammalia; Chiroptera; Vespertilionidae
Product: polypeptide N-acetylgalactosaminyltransferase 1-like
Biological process (GO): protein O-linked glycosylation
Cellular component (GO): Golgi apparatus
Molecular function (GO): polypeptide N-acetylgalactosaminyltransferase activity
Source: RefSeq, a predicted model, not a curated record